GUCGGCGACCAAAUUCGGGUUCGCUAUGGCGGAAAUCGGGCUCUCACAUUCCACUAAAGCUGGUGGAUAGUUCGAAGAAAGAUGUAGGGAAACUCUAUUCAGGUCGACCUCUUGUAUUUUUUUUGUUUUUUGUUUUCGCGUAUGCGGCGUUUUCAAUCACAUGUUGUAGAAUGUGAACAUGCGGAGCCCUACGUUCAGAGCAAGCAGGUGGGAUAAAGCGGUGCUUCGACCUGGUGGAGGCUUCAGGCUGCGAUCAGGGUUUGUUUGCUGCGGCAUCGGAUGGAUUGCGAUCCGGUGGGAGUAGAGGAAUGCGUUGCGAAAGAGGCUGAGCAGAGGAUGAAGGAGGAUGGCGAGAACGCUGGAGAUGGUCUGCAUUCCUCCAAACGCCUCCGCCUCUCAAUUCUGCGAUCUCAGAGCAGAGGGCUGUCUCGUAGUCCUUCUGAUUCAGCGGGUCCUUCUCAUGGCGCGUCAACUUCUUCUACUGUGAAUUUGCCCUCUAUCUCCUACAGUGGUGUGCAAGCAGGAAAUGCUGUCGACGUCCCAGAGUCCAGCAUUCAAGCAGAGCCUACUUCAUCGAGUGAGUGCUUCGUUAAUCGCUCUUUUGGACGCAGCCUUGAAAACAUCUCCUUUCUUGAGGCUGACAAUGAUUCUGCUCUCAGCAAUGUAGAAAACUCAGCCAAUGUCACUGACAUUUGCCAUCUUCACACCGUUCAGCAACCAACUGCAGCAGGCUGUGGCCUACAAGAUGUUCCCCGCGAGUUUGUGGAUGGCAUUGCAAAUCAAGAUGAAGGGUAUCAUGAGAGGCGGCUUCAAGUUGGAACAAACCCCAGCAUGGAGAGUAUUGUCGUUGAGCCGGGUGCUGAGGUGCCUGUAACGAGUGGCGAGCCUGUUGGGUCACGUCAUGAACACGAUGACGCACAUCCAUCUGGAGAAGAGCAGGCUGAUGAUAGAGUGCAGGGUGGUGAGGUCUCAGGAGACGGCUCAAGUAAUGAACUGCAACCGGAAACUAUCUUUUCAAGAUCUCCGGAGACGGAAGCAGAGCUGGAGCAUCGUCCAUUCUUACAACAAGUUGAGGCGCUUUCUCCCAACGGGGUGUCAUUUGGCCAAUCCGAAAUUCCACUCUUGGAGCGUGAGUAUACAGACGCUCCAGAAACUAGUCCCCAGGUUGUGGACGCCCGUGACAUUGAGGGCCCAACAGUAGAUGCUGAAGCAGGCAACCAAGUCGUUGAGGUGUUAGAGAUUUCUGAUGAUAAUGGGGAAGCUGAAUCAGUGGAUCCAGCACUCACGGCCUCAGCAUUUGCAGAACCGAGGCAGACACCUGAAGAUUAUGAUGCUUUUGCGCCCGAGCCUCGAUCUUCGCCCAGAGCUCCUUCUGUGGGAGCAGAAACUUCUAGAGGCGAGCACGUUAACACCCAAUUAGACUCAGAGGGCACUACAUGUCCUAUCUGCAUGGAGCCAUGGACGAGCACGGGCAAUCAUCGCAUCUGCUCCUUAGCGUGUGGACAUCUGUUCGGGAAGUCUUGUAUCAAGCGCUGGUUGAAGCUGACUGGCAAGAAACAAGGCAAGUGCCCACAUUGCAACAAAAGGGCAAGAAUAGAGGAUCUUCGAACAUUGUAUGUUCCUCGGCUUGCCGUUAUGGAUGAAGAGGGCCAGGAAUACAUGCUGGAAGCUUGUUCACUGCGCACUGAGAACGAGCAGCUAAAGCAGCAGGUUGCCGACCUACGACAAGAGGUUCGUCGCACUCAGGCCCUGCUUAGAGCUUUAGCUCCAGAUCAGGAUGAUGCUUUUAGUAUGUUCGGGUCUUCGGCUCUGAGGCCUCAGGACCUGCGAGGUCAUCAUACACCUCUAAGUAGGAGAUCCGUCACAGCUCAACAUGUUUCACGUCCACAUCAUCACAGAGCUCAUGGGAGUGCGAACUAUGAUCAUUCUAGUCGUCAAAGUGGGCGGCCAAUUUCGGAAAGGCCACAGUUUGAGCACUUUCCAUUUGUGAGAAGUGGGGAGGAGUCCUCAUCACGGCCAAUUCCACAAGAUCAGCAAAACUGGAGGCGAUUUGAUGCAACAAAUUCAGUAAGGGCGGGCUCUCAUGCAGGGAUGAUUGUAGACCUUGAACAACGGAGAGAGGAAAACAAUGCAUCAAGACCACUGCGUUCCUUCACAUCUUAUAACUCAGCAGGCAGUCACGGCCUUGAAAAGGGUUUUGUUUUACAGGAUCAACGGUCGUUACAUGGAGCAAAAGUCUUCGAUAUGGAUGCUCAGAGUCAAUUGCUCCUUGUCUCUGGGAAACCACCUGAUAGCGCGACCAGCUCUGCUUUAACAAAAAUGAGUUUAGUGGAUCUAUCUGAAGGUGACUGUGUGAAUCUUCCCUUCGGCACGGGUGCAAUUCGUGACAUCCGCAUUGCUCCUGCUGGCACAAGAGCACCAGGAAGACUGGCUUUGGUGGCUUCUCUGGGGAAAAAGCUUUCCAUAUUCAGUUUGGAAAGCAAUAACGUCGUCAUAGCGUAUACACUUCCGAAGCCGUCCUGGGCAUGCGCAUGGGAUCCGUGCGACCCUAAUCGAGUAUACACUGGUCUACAGAAUGGAACAUUGCUUACCUUCGACAUGCGUCAAACUUCGUCACCGUUGUAUACUCUCGAGGGUCUGAGCUCCACUCCAAUACACACUUUACAAUAUGUUCCUGAAAGCAGGACAAUCACUGACGAAAGUGGUACAGGCGGGGGACGGGGUCUAUUGAGCGCGUCUUCCAGUUCACUCCUUUUCUGGCCAGGCAUCGAUAAACCACACGUAAAAAGACCAGUGUGUUUGUCUCAACCAGGAGGCUCAUCCAUAUGUGUGUCGGUCGCAUACAGCGCCGCUGCCGACUUGAUGGUCGCAUCCUUAAGACCUAAGCCAGCAACAGUCGGCUUCAACGAUGGCGCAUCUUCUUCCACUCCAUCGACAUAUUCACAAGUAGACAUCCCCGCUCAACCUACUUCAUGCUUACUUCCCGAACCAUCUGUCAGUGUACUCGUCCCGACGCACUUGUCCUUCGUCCGAACACGGAGGCAGCCAGAACAGACACUGUGGGAGCAACAGCAAGGUGCAAUGGUGGGGCACAAGAGCCAGGCGGUAUUGUCCAGGACUGCAAUUGUGAAUGCAUGGACGGGCAGGCACCCAUCACAGAACGAUGGAGGCUGCUUGUUUGCCUCCGGGGACGAAGGCAGCAACUCCGUGUGGCUGUGGGAUCUCGGAACCCCGACGGCGAAGCAGAUGCUUACCUCGCAUCCAUAUUCGCCAGUGCUGGACAUUCGAACAACGCAUGUUGCAGGGGUGGAUCUGCUGGGGUGCAUCAGUGAGCGAACGCUACAGCUCUACAGAAGAAUACCCGAGUAAUUUUGAUCUUAUGUCGUUAUUUUUAUCUUUAAUUUUUUUACAAAAAAUUAGUUGCAAGGACUGUACUCAUUUCAUCAUUUUGUGAGAGAACAGGUCUUAUGUACCGUGCAGUAUGUUUUUCUCGAAGUGCUUUAUAAGCGAAGUAGUGCGUCCAAGUUUGCUUUGAUUAUGUUAUUCGGAAACAUCGACUGACUCUGGAAUAAAUAUGGAAAGCAUUGAGCUUGCUACACACUA
Messenger RNA from Physcomitrium patens, 3603 nucleotides. RefSeq lists its product as uncharacterized. Gene Ontology annotation, biological process: interstrand cross-link repair; protein ubiquitination. The record is from RefSeq and is a predicted model, not a curated record. Gene Ontology annotation, molecular function: ubiquitin-protein transferase activity; protein binding. Lineage: Eukaryota; Viridiplantae; Streptophyta; Bryopsida; Funariales; Funariaceae. Gene Ontology annotation, cellular component: nucleus.